Messenger RNA from Epinephelus lanceolatus (giant grouper), 2514 nucleotides. It is a transcript of the gene chrna10a, whose product is annotated as cholinergic receptor, nicotinic, alpha 10a. NCBI's taxonomy places the organism in Eukaryota, Metazoa, Chordata, Actinopteri, Perciformes, Serranidae. Gene Ontology annotation, biological process: monoatomic ion transmembrane transport. The record is from RefSeq and is a predicted model, not a curated record. Gene Ontology annotation, molecular function: transmembrane signaling receptor activity; acetylcholine-gated monoatomic cation-selective channel activity. Gene Ontology annotation, cellular component: postsynaptic membrane.
CUCGUGCAGUUCACGCUGUGUUCUCUCAGUCUGAUUUUUGUUUCUCUGUUUUGUUUUUGAUUGCCAGUGAAUGGCACUUGGCACCCAGCAGCUCAAAUGAUCUUUGGAUCGAGAUGAUUUGCUUCAGCAAGAUGAAACGAUGGAGAGUGCAAACUUUAUUUCGCUUGCUUCUGUUUGUCAGUAUUGUGCCAACCUGUUGGUGUGCUCAGGGGAAAUAUGCUCAGAAGCUCCUGAAUGAUUUAUUCACCGACUAUACCAGUGCGCUGAGGCCUGUGGAGGACACAAACACAAUCCUGAACGUGACCCUGCAGGUUACACUGUCGCAAAUUAUCGAUAUGGAUGAGCGAAACCAAAUUUUGACUGCAUAUUUAUGGAUACGGCAAGUGUGGAUUGAUGCACACCUCAAAUGGAAUAAAGAUGAUUACGAUGGACUCGAUACCAUCCGCAUACCUAGUAGUUAUGUAUGGAGACCUGAUAUAGUCCUAUAUAACAAUGCUGAUGAUCAUUUCACCGGCUCCAUGGACACCAAUGUGGUGAUCCAGCAUGAUGGCCAGAUAACGUGGGAUUCCCCCGCUAUCACAAAGAGCUCCUGCAAAGUGGAUGUGUCCUUCUUCCCCUUCGACGCCCAGCAGUGCAGGUUUACAUACGGCUCCUGGACCUACAAUGGUAACCAGCUGGACAUCCUGAAUGCCUUAGAGAGUGCUGACCUGGCUGACCUGGUGGAAAAUGUGGAGUGGGAGGUGUUGGGUAUGCCAGGGAAGAAGAACAUUAUUCUGUAUGGCUGCUGUGCUGACCCUUACCCUGAUGUGACCUAUACACUGAAACUCAAGAGAAGAGCAUCCUUUUAUGUUUUUAACUUACUCAUACCAUGUGUGAUGAUCUCUUUCCUUGCUCCACUGGGCUUCUACCUGCCUGCAGACUCCGGAGAGAAGGUGUCUUUGGGUGUCACCGUGAUGCUGGCACUCACUGUCUUUCAGUUAUUGGUUGCAGAGAUCAUGCCACCUUCUGAGAAUGUCCCACUCAUUGGAAAGUAUUACAUUGCUACAAUGACCAUGAUCACAGCAUCCACUGCCCUGACCAUCUUCAUCAUGAACAUACACCAUUGUGGUCCAGAUGCCAAGCCUAUUCCCAAGUGGGCUAAGAAAGUCAUUUUGCAGUACAUGGCCAGAAUGUGCUUUGUUUAUGAAGUCGGGGAGAACUGCUUGUCACCACAGCCGGAGAAACAGGAACCUCAACGUGUAAAGAACACCAACUGCACCAUGAAUGGCCAGGCAGGACCAGGCAGAGAGGACCAUGUCUUCAAAAUGGAGAGAGGACAAGAGACAGUGGGCUCCAUGACCGCAGAGGAGAGGGAUGACAAUGAUCAGAUGAUGAGCCCAAUAGGCUCAAUCGGGAGGAACCCUACCAACAACUACAGCACUUGGAAGAACGGCAUUUUCAUGAGCAUGGACUGUGGAGAUGCGGGGGGUCCGAGGAGAUGCAGGAAGGGAGGUGUGAGUGAUGGAGAGAGAAAGGACAGAGAGGUUUCCUGCAACAGCAUAAGCAAUGAGAGGCAGCUGCUGCGUAACAUUGAGUACAUAGCCAACUGUUACAGAGAUCAGAGGGCCACGCAGAAAAGGACUGGGGAGUGGAAGAAAGUAGCCAAAGUUUUAGACCGCUUCUUCAUGUGGAUAUUUUUCAUAAUGGUGUUUUUAAUGAGCCUUCUCAUCAUGGGUAAAGCCAUCUGACUGCAGAUAUGAGAAGUUGUUAUUAAUGGCAGUGAUAAUUGAAGAAUUUGAAUUUGAAAACACAUCCUCCUCCUAUAGCUCUCCUCUUUCAUCUCUAUGUCCUAAGGCAGUCCCCCCAGGCAACCAGUAUUUCUGUGCAUGUGUUUACUUUUAUUUCAUUGUAAAGCUGCACAUGGCUCAUUUGCUCAGCCCCUCUUUGCCCCACUCUGUCUGUUUAUGAGACCACAAAUGAGAAUUAGCAAGCUAGCCACCCCAUGGUCUCUCCACCUCACUCCCUGCCAGUGUGGACUGCUUCCCUGGGAGGAGACCUGGCAGCAGCUUGGGAGACCGAGCUUCAGUCGGCUGCUGUAGCAACUCAAAUUCGGCCAGUGCACAUCCCCCAGUGCUGGGAGUCACAGCGGGCUGGUGGACAGCGGCAUCACCAAGUGUAACUUGUGUGAGAGCAUUAACAGGAAGUUUGCUGAUCUAGCAGAGAGUCUGGCCUGUCUGGUCCCAUAGCUGUGGUUUGCACUGGCUGGAUUUGGGUUACUAGGGGUUCCUAACUGAAGGGGUCCGUCUUUGGAGCUGCCGCCUGCUCUCCCUUGGGCGAAGUGUCUGUAGAGGAGAGAGGGGGGAGACAUAGUGUGAUUCGAGGCUCUGGCUACCAUUAGCUACAUAAACAUGAACUUGAAGCUGCCGCCAUGAGCUUUUAACUCCAGUUAGCAGCAGGCUAAACUAAUAGCAACAUUUUCUGUACAUUUCUGCCAUGCUUUGCCAAUACUGACACUUUUUAUUUCAUUUGUUGUAA